Molecule: messenger RNA, 2501 nt
Organism: Osmia lignaria (orchard mason bee)
Lineage: Eukaryota; Metazoa; Arthropoda; Insecta; Hymenoptera; Megachilidae
Gene: Uxs
Product: UDP-xylose synthase
Biological process (GO): D-xylose metabolic process
Cellular component (GO): cytoplasm
Molecular function (GO): NAD+ binding; UDP-glucuronate decarboxylase activity
Source: RefSeq, a predicted model, not a curated record
CAAUUUGUCCGAUGUAGUUUCUAAAUUAACCGUGGAAUGGACAAUGUCGGUAUUUCAGAUCCUAUAACAUUUUAUAAAGCGUUUGGUCUUUAUCUGCGUCAGUUUUUCAGUAAAUGGUGGAAUGAUGUAAGAGGUUAUGUUUUUUAAUUAUGUAAAUUGAAAAAUGACAUAUCUGUUACGACCAAAUAUUAUCUCUUCGAUCGUUCAAUAUUAUCGUUGAUAUCAUGUUGAAAAUCUGUAAUAAGAUGAAGUGAAAGCUGACAUCAAUACCCUCAAUGAAAUGUGUAAUAUUAAAGCAUGGUUCUUACGCCACGAAAGAUGAAACAGGUUGCGUUUUCCGCGAUUUGUGUAAUUUUAGUGUUGGGAUUUUACAAAACCUUAGUCAGUCCAGAAGAAGAACAAUCCUUUCCCCGGAUUCAUCCGCGAGACCGUAAAUCUAAUAUAGAGGAUAUAAAUGAUAUUGAAACCGAUAAUGAAAAAGUAGUAGAUACAAAUGAAAAUAUACGAUAUGCUGACAUUAAAAAUAUCGAAGAAGCAAAAAUACGAAUUCGUGAACUGGAAGGAAAACUUGACCAUCUUGAAGCUAAAAUUGAGAACAGAGUGUCAAAGGACUUCCCAGUAGUGAAGUUUCUUAAUUACAAAAAUCGAAAGAGAAUUUUAGUCACAGGUGGAGCAGGUUUUGUUGGCUCUCAUUUAGUUGACCGUUUAAUGCUUGCUGGCCAUGAAGUGAUAGUUGUAGAUAACUUUUUUACUGGAAGAAAACGCAACGUUGAACACUGGGUUGGUCAUGAGAAUUUUGAACUGGUUCAUCAUGACAUUGUGAGACCCCUUUAUUUAGAAGUUGAUGAAAUAUAUCAUCUUGCUAGCCCAGCUAGUCCACCGCAUUACAUGCUUAACCCAGUGAAAACUAUAAAAACAAACACUUUAGGUACAAUAAAUAUAUUAGGUCUUGCAAAACGAGUGGGAGCAACCGUUUUAAUUGCAAGUACAUCAGAAGUUUAUGGAGAUCCUAAUGAACAUCCUCAAACAGAAACAUAUUGGGGUCAUGUCAAUCCUAUAGGUCCAAGAGCUUGUUACGAUGAAGGAAAACGCGUUGCUGAAACAUUAAGCUAUGCUUAUAUGAGACAGGAAGGUGUAAGGGUACGUGUUGCCCGAAUUUUUAAUACUUUUGGCCCUAGAAUGCAUAUGAACGAUGGUCGCGUAGUUUCGAACUUCAUUCUUCAAGCACUACAAAAUGAUUCGAUUACAAUAUACGGUAGUGGAAAACAAACGCGAUCUUUUCAAUAUGUUUCUGAUUUGGUUGACGGGUUAGUUGCCUUAAUGGCGUCUAAUUAUACCCAGCCUAUAAACAUUGGAAAUCCUGUUGAGCAUACGAUAGAAGAAUUUGCUAUUAUAAUAAAGGAGUUAGUUGGUACAAAUAGUAAAGUAGUUGAGCUUGCCGCGGUCGAGGAUGAUCCUCAAAGGAGAAGACCUGAUAUUAGUAGAGCUAAGAAAUAUUUAAAUUGGGAGCCAAAGGUUCCUUUAGCUGAAGGACUUAAAAAGACUAUAAUGUACUUUGCUAAAGAGUUACAAAGAACGAAACAUUCUCAGAAAACUACUUUCAAACAAUCUUCUUAUAAGAACGAUCAUGACAUAGUAGAACAACUAUAAGGGACGAAAUAUUAGUACGAUUAAUUUAUCCACUUUAAGAGUGGUUUGAAAGUGCCAUUAUGCUAUGGACCACUACGUGCCAAAAGAUUCCCCGUCCAAGGUUGAAUUUUGUGUAAUUUAGAAUGUUAAUGGGCGUAUACUCCUAAUUCAUAGAAGAACAGAAAUUUUGAGAUCACUUUUAUUUCAGGCUCAUUACAAAUUGUGUUCUCAAAGUUCCAAGCAUAAUUUUAUUUAUUGCCCAUGACUAUGCUGUUCGGUUCGAAUGGCUAAUGCCUUUAAAGGUACUAUUUAUUUCGAGAAUAAUUCUCUGCUAUAAAUAAGCAGUUGUUCGACGGUGCUGGUGGAAAUAUUUGAUAUCCUUUCUCUUGUGCGAAUUUUUAAACUAAUCUGUAUGAACUUUCAUAAUAUUAAGCUGGUUUUACUUAAUAUUUCUACGUAAUCGAUUUUUCUUCGGCUGUAAAUGUCUUUGUGUAUCAUCAUAUUUCUGUAUCAGUAUAAUAUGCUAGCAACAUAAUCAGUGUCAUCUGUAAUUAGUAAGUUUUCAAAGGAUGUUAUCGCCGUCAAGUUUCUUCAUCGCGAAGGCAAACGCGUUCUCGAGAAUGAAAAAACAACCCCCGGAAUGUUUGCUAUCACACAUAAUAAUCGUAUUAUGUGAUAUGUACAUGAUAAAAGGGUAAGCGUGUAAACAUGAAAGUAAUUUUAUACUGUACGAAUAUAUUAUUGUAUGAGUGUAACGCGAGUCUGAACGCGUUUGAAUUAAUGUUUCGUUACAGCGAACCGCAUCGUAUUUAAUUUGUACACAGAUAACGAUCCACCGUGUGUAGAUAAUGAAAUACAAAAUUAAAUGUUUA